UAUUUGAAAGUGAACUAAUCCUUUAAUUAAUCUUACUUCUGGAGACAAAUUUGCCCCCAAUGUAUUUGAAUACUAGUGCAGUGUCUCAAAGACUAGACUGCAAUACAAUCUGUGGAACCAAGAAAUAACAUCACUUUUACAAGUGUAACAAGUCAUAUAAACUGCCAGAGUGUGUCUAACUUUGUUAUAUAUUCUCUUAUCUUUUGAGUUCUUGAAUUCUGUUCUGACACUAAAACAUGACUUAAUGACAUAUUGUGGACUGAAUAUGACUAUAAGUCCUUCUUUAACAUUUGCAACAGGUCAAAUCUACUCAAUUCGAGGUAUCAUUCAUGUCUUUGUCAAAAACACUGUGGGACAAUUUAUGCAUCAGUUCUCACUUAUAAGGGGAAGAAGAAAUUGGACAUUAUUUUUGGUCUUCGGCCAACUUCUCUUACUAAAAAGUUUGAUUUCACUUCUGCCGGUCACCAUUAGAAGACUUCAGGACCAUGGUGUCUGCUGUACUGCUUCAAUCCGUCAUCUGGAUCUCUCUGAUAGCAACAGGUGAGCAGUAUGACAUUACUCAUAUUAUCAGCAGAAUGUGUGUUGUUCGGCAGUCGACGGUGCUCAUACCCUGCAAAUACACUCAUCCUCAACAUGAGCAGGUGAGCGCAGUGGAAUGGCUCCAUGAGAAAUCACCGGAGAAGGAGGUCAGAGUUUCUCAGGAUCCUUCGUUUGAAGGGCGCGUGGAGUUGCAGGCUGACGCGGGAAAUUGCUCGCUACUGCUGAGGGACGUGAAUGAGAGUGACGCGGGUCUCUUUCGCUUUGUGCUCAGCACUGGAUCCGGGCGAAACUGGACGAACGCUCAGGGAAUCCGUCUCGAAGUAACUGAUGCAGAGGUGGAGGUGAAGACCCAGUCUGACAAUGUGACGGAGGGAGAUUGGAUUUUGUUUAUCUGCGGUUCAUGCAUUCCCUCCAUGACUGUACCAACCUACAUCUGGAGGAAAGAUGGGCAUCUGCACAGUCAACUCCAUGGGGACAACAUGCUUGAUUUGGAGUCUGUUGGGCUGGAGGACAGAGGCCGAUAUUCCUGCACCAUGAGCGGCCAUGAGAGACUCAACUCCACAUCUGUUAACAUCACUGUUAGACCUGGAUAUUCUCCACAGAGCAUCUCAGUGUCCAUCAGUCCGUCUGGUGAAAUAGUGUCAGGAGAUUCAGUGACUCUGAACUGCAUUACUGACGCAAAACCACCUGCAGAAAUCAGCUGGUUUAAGGAGGAUGAAACCUCAGCUGUUGGAUCUGGACAGAGUUUCAGCAUCUCCAGCUUUAGCUCCAGUUUCAGUGGACGCUUCUACUGUGAGGCUCAGAAUAAAUAUGGAUCUCAGAGAUCAGCGUCUGUGUCUCUCACUGUUAAAGAAAGCAGCUGGUCUCUGAUCACAGUCACAGUGGGAAUCACUGCAGCUGUUGUCAUGACUGUGAUUGUGAUGCUGUUGAUCAGAAGGAAUCGAGUGACUCCAUCAGAAGAGCAAAAGCACAGAGGAUCACAACAACAUCAAACAGUUGAGUCUCAUGAGGACGCCUACAUGACCCUUGACCCCAAGUCCAGAUGUUCUGAAUACGACAUACUGGAUAAUAUGAAGAGAUCAUGUGACACAGACGAGCCUGAAGAUCAGGAUUCUACAUAUUAUAACAUGGGCGAAUGAUUAAUCCAAGUGCUCAUAUCAUGACAUUUUUUUCAAUUACAUUUACUGUCCUCUAUGAGAGGCAAUUAUAACAUUAGUCAGAUUUCCACCCUCUCUCUGACUUAGAAUUUAACAGUUGAUAUUUACUUCUGCACCUUUAAGAAAUGCCACUUAGAAUCUGUGUGAUGUCACAGUUGUAGAAAUUCAGAAUGAACCAAUUUUAAAGGUUAGUUUAAUCUGUUUUGUAGAAAAUCGAGUUGUGUAUGAUAGUCUGAUUUCUUUAUUUCAUGAUAACAAAAUUCUGAUUCUGUCACUAUCAUUACUUGCAUGCAGUUACAUGUAUCUUCCUCUAGAGGGCGUGUCAGGUCGGUGAGGCUGUAGAGGUGUGCAGAGACGCGCUGUCCAAGGUGCUGAUCAUUCACACAUCAACUGUUCUGCUGUUACAAAAUAAAAGAGAGGGGCAUAUAAAUUGUGAAAAUAAUAGAUUUUUUUUUUCACGUUUGAAUAUUUAUGUGGCAUAUAUAGAGUGAUUUGUUGUAUGAGGGAAUACAAGUUAUACAGAUUACAUGACAUGUCACAUGACUAACUGAUUGCUGCAUAAUUAGGCUUGUUCAACUUCAUGCAGUGCUGCACAGACCGAUCAGUGUCUGACUUAAAGCAAUGCAUGCCGGUUAGAAAUUUUGUCUGACUUGAAACAGCGCCGAGGCCAUGUGACUGUGACUUAUGUCAUGAAAGUACUGCGAGAGUGAUUCGACAGCAGCCAGUUUGGUGAGAAAUCGAGUAAUUCAAUUAUAUAAAGGUGCAGUAUGAUUUAUGUCCGCUAGAGGCCUAUUCAAAACAAAGGCGUAGCUUGAUGACGGCAAGUUUGAGCGCGGAAUCUUGGGACAUGUGGCUCCAUCUCAACAGAUGGUGGAAAAGAAUAGGGAUAGGACUCGGGCAGAAAUCAUGUUCAUGGAUGUGAUUAUUAACAUUACUGUAGUAUGAAGCAGAGCAGGAGCGAGUGUUGUGGAGCUGAACGAGGACACUGGAGCGAUUGAUCAACACACGCCUCACGAGCAACUUUUAUUAUGACACAGUCGCCGGCGCCACUUCCGCUUUUCUGGUCAUGAGUAGUAGUAGUUUAUUUGAACAUGUAAAUAAAAUAAAAAUGUGGGUAUGACUUAAUUGACAGGUGACUCCUCACACGUCCCGGAGCCUUGGAUAAAACUG
This is a messenger RNA of Megalobrama amblycephala (Wuchang bream), 2867 nucleotides long. RefSeq names its product sialoadhesin. Lineage: Eukaryota; Metazoa; Chordata; Actinopteri; Cypriniformes; Xenocyprididae. The record is from RefSeq and is a predicted model, not a curated record. The transcript has 10 exons. Bases 486 to 1679 code for a protein of 397 amino acids.